This is a messenger RNA of Dibothriocephalus latus, 459 nucleotides long. NCBI's taxonomy places the organism in Eukaryota, Metazoa, Platyhelminthes, Cestoda, Diphyllobothriidea, Diphyllobothriidae. The record is from the annotation of a GenBank genome assembly.
CUGAAGUCGGUCCACUUACACGCGCCAAUCGAAGACGCUGUACGCGCCCAGAUCGAUUCCUGCGAAGACCUCCUAUCCGCUGUUGAUUCUCUUGUGUCCCAGCACGACUUCAUGGAGAAGCUGAUGGCAGUUUUGGCUCAGUCUCAGGCAGUGGUCGACCAACCGGCACGCGUGCCUCGAGAUGCGCAUUUCACAGACUAUCAAGCACGUAUGUUGCGACUUGCCCGACACAUGGAGCAACAAACACAAUCAGCCCUUAUUGUCUCCAGGCGAGCGGAUGCCACCGCUGAGCUGCCACCGGUCGUGAACAAUCUUGCUCAGGAUUACGCGGAGCUAUGUCUGGUGUGUCGCGACGCCAGUGAGACCCUGCCGGACGGCCGGCAGUCGGACCAGUUGAGGUCGGCUGUGAAGAAUGUGGGUAAUGCAACGCGGGCUCUCAUCCAGUCGGCUACCACCGGC